This is a messenger RNA of Heterotrigona itama, 1612 nucleotides long. Lineage: Eukaryota; Metazoa; Arthropoda; Insecta; Hymenoptera; Apidae. The record is from the annotation of a GenBank genome assembly.
AUGAUAUUACAUUCUGACCAAUCGGAACAAAGUAUAGGAAUUCGUUAUUUUGAAACAAGUAUUGAAAGUACGUUGUUUGUGGAAGAAUUUGUAUUUAUUGUUUUAAACGUAAGUCUUUUAAUUGUUAUUAUUAAUUUUCUAAAAUAGUAUGUAAAAUAUUUUCAAAAUUCACCGUGAUUUUUAGGUAACUUUUAAAAGUACAUUGUACUUCCUUUCUCUAAAUAUUGACUAUGUAAUUUUAAUACAAAAUAUGUAUGUAUUUAUACGAAGUUUCAAUUUUUUUAUUAAUAUAUAAGAAAUUUUUAUGUAAUUUUAUAGUUUUUAAUCUUUCUAAUAUGUAAUAAAUUAAUAUUUUAUAAACAGUUUUUGUUUAGUACUCGUGUUUAUAAUUAUAGACGAUAUUCAAGCAAUGCUGAAGGAUAGAAAAACUGAUUCUCAAACAUCUAAGACAAUCUCUCAAGUUGAAAAUAAUUUUAAACAAUUAAAGAUAUCAAAAGUGAAUACAGCAUUAAUUGAAAAUACAUCAAAAAGUGCAAAAAAUUCAGAUAAUACAAGUAAUCAACAUAGUACUUGUUUGGGAAAUAUCAAGCAAAAUAAAGAAAAUAUCUCUAAGAAGUCAACAGAAUUGAUGCCGCCACCUAAAUCAUCUGCACCUUAUAAUACAAUAACAUAUGCACCAAAUGCAAUUAAUGAUAAGGAGGAAAAUGAAAUAAAUCUUAAAAGAACAUCUAAAGAGAACAUAGAUAUUGAAAAUAAUGCAGAACAAAGUAAUACAAACAAAAAAGGUCAAAGUGAAAAGAAGUGGGUUUUAACUGAUUUUGAUAUUGGACGGCCAUUGGGAAAAGGAAAGUAUGGAAAUGUUUAUUUAGCUAGAGAAAAGAAAUCAAAAUUCAUUAUUGCUAUGAAAGUAUUAUUUAAAGCACAAAUACAGAAAGCUGAUGUAGAACAUCAAGUUAGGAGAGAAAUAGAAAUUCAAACACAUUUAAGGCAUCCAAAUAUUUUAAAAAUGUACGGGUAUUUUCAUGAUGAUAAAAGGAUAUAUUUAAUUUUGGAAUAUGCUCCAAAUGGAGAAUUAUUUAAAGAAUUGAAUGCUCAACCAAAGAAGCGUUUUGAUGAAAUUAGAACAGCAACGUAUAUAUCUCAAUUAGCAGAUGCUUUAAAAUACUGUCAUAGUAAAAAGGUGAUACAUCGAGAUAUCAAACCUGAAAAUUUAUUACUUGGUAUAAAAGGUGAAUUAAAAAUGGCAGACUUUGGAUGGUCUGUCCAUGCCCCCUCUUCUAGGAGAACUACUCUUUGUGGUACUUUAGAUUAUCUACCACCAGAAAUGGUUGCUGGAAAAACACAUGAUCAUACUGUAGACUUAUGGGGACUUGGUGUACUUUGUUAUGAAUGUUUAGUUGGUAAACCUCCUUUUUUAUCUGAAUCUUACGAUGAAACAUACGUAAAAAUCAGAAAAGCCCAAUACGAAAUUCCACAAUUUGUCAGUGAAGAUGCUAAGAAUUUAAUGUCUAAGCUAUUAGUACUUGAUCCAGCUCAAAGAUUACCUUUAGAAGAUGUUUUGAGACACCCUUGGAUCGUACAAAAUCGAACGACAGAGCCAUAUGUACCGUAA